UCGGCCCCGCAGCCCCCUCCCACAGCCUCCCCAAGUGUGCUCACAGCAGGUGAGAAGUAAACGCACAGGUGAGGGAUCAGCUGCAGCCACCCCUCCCCGAGUACCAUGCUGGGCACGGGUCCGGUGGACGGCUCCUUGUGCCCCCAGCAGAGCUCAGCCCGCAGCGAGGACUCGGCGUCAUCCAGCGAUGCCGGUUGCCAGAGCUCAGAGGAUGCGCGUUCUGCCAGCCCUGCUCAGGACACACAGGACCCCCAGGCCGGCGAGGUGGAAGGCUGCUGCCAUCCUGCACAACGCUGCUGCAAGAGGAAGCUCUCUGCCUUUGCACCGGAGGGGUCUGGCACGGGGGAGCAGCCCGUGGCCCCCAGCCCCGUAUACCGGCUGGUGCUGGCAGGGGACAGCGGUGCAGGCAAGUCCAGCUUCCUGCUGCGCCUCUGCAGAAAUGAGUUCAGAGGUGACAUCUCCUCCACAUUAGGGGUGGACUUCCAGGUGAAGGAGCUGCUGGUGGAUGGGGAGCAAACCACACUGCAGAUCUGGGACACUGCUGGGCAGGAGAGGUACCGCAGCAUCUCCCGCUCCUACUUCCGUAAGGCCCACGGCGUGCUGCUCCUGUACGACAUCAGCUCCCAGAGCAGCUUCCUCAGCGUCCGCCGGUGGAUUGAAGACAUCGAGGGCGCCGGGACCGCACUGCCGCUCAUGCUGGUGGGUAAUAAGAGCGACCUGCGGGCCACGCUGCCGGAGACGGCAGGGGUCCACACGGCCCACGGACAGAGGCUGGCCACGGCCCAUAACUGCCUGUUCUGCGAGACCAGCGCCAAGGACGGCACGAACGUGGUGGAAGCCGUGCUGCACCUCGCCCGGUGA
Molecule: messenger RNA, 861 nt
Organism: Lagopus leucura (white-tailed ptarmigan)
Lineage: Eukaryota; Metazoa; Chordata; Aves; Galliformes; Phasianidae
Product: ras and EF-hand domain-containing protein-like
Exons: 7
Coding region: 106-861 (251 amino acids)
Molecular function (GO): GTPase activity; GTP binding
Source: RefSeq, a predicted model, not a curated record